UCUUAUAAGAAGUGCCAUGGAGUGCAGAGCUGUGCCUAUACUUCCCACUUACUCGCAGGCCUGCGGUACCUAUCUGCCUCGAAAGCCUUCCCUUUGCCGUACUCUCUUUGAUUAUGGUCCUCUUAACGAUCCCGUGAUAAUUCUCAUAACUCUGGCCGUGGUCGUGGGAUCCUUUUGCCUGCUCAGCGGCUUUAUUCUGCUGUGUGUAGUUUCCAAGGCCUGGCAGGAUGAAACCUCCGAGGCCAUACUCCUGAUGGCGAUUGGUUUCUUUAUCACUGCCCUGUCAUGUGUUUCCUGGAAAUUAACGCGUGCCCAGCGAAUUAGUCAGUUGGUGGAGGCUAUAAGCGUGGAGACCCAAACGAUCUGACUUAGAUAUAAAAUUCUAAAAAUACUUGUAAAUUAUUUAUAUAGUUUUAGGAAAUCAAUAAAGUAAUUUUUAAUAUGU
Molecule: messenger RNA, 445 nt
Organism: Drosophila kikkawai
Lineage: Eukaryota; Metazoa; Arthropoda; Insecta; Diptera; Drosophilidae
Source: RefSeq, a predicted model, not a curated record